Argentina anserina (silverweed cinquefoil) is the source of this 2197-nucleotide messenger RNA. RefSeq names its product zinc finger protein CONSTANS-LIKE 9-like. NCBI's taxonomy places the organism in Eukaryota, Viridiplantae, Streptophyta, Magnoliopsida, Rosales, Rosaceae. Gene Ontology annotation, molecular function: zinc ion binding; protein binding. The transcript has 6 exons. The record is from RefSeq and is a predicted model, not a curated record. The coding region runs from base 376 to 1626 and encodes 416 amino acids.
CUCUCUCUCUCUCAACCCCAACCCAACCCCCUUAUCCAGUAGUCUUCCCCAUCUCUCUCCUUUUUCCCACAUCUAAAACUCUACCAAAGCUCCUUGUUAGGGUUCAUUUGGGUUUUGUAAAGUUCCAAUCUUUUUUGGUCUUCUCCCAAAUUUUGAAUUUUUAGUGAAACCCAAAAUUCCAAAGCUGUCUGGGAUCUUAUCCUCCCUCUCCCUCUUUCUCUCUCUCAUAAGGUUGCAGUGAGAUAUACUCAGCAGAGUUGUGGUCUGUCUGAGAAGCUAUUUUCAGUUGGAUUCAUAUACAGAUUUGCUGGAGGUUAGGUAAUUGAUAAGUUUAAUUACAAGACAAGAAAAGAGAGAUUGUUGAAACUUGAAAGCAUGGGUUACAUGUGCGAUUUCUGUGGGGAUCAAAGGUCCAUGGUGUAUUGCCGGUCUGAUGCUGCUUGCUUAUGUCUAUCUUGUGAUCGAAAUGUGCACUCUGCUAAUGCUUUGUCGAGACGUCACUCGAGAACACUGCUCUGUGAAAGAUGCAAUUUACAACCAGCAUUAGUUAGAUGUACAGAAGAGAGAGUGUCGCUUUGUCAGAAUUGUGAUUGGAUGGGCCAUGGUGCAUCUACUUCAGCUGCAUCACACAAGAGGCAAACACUCAAUUGUUACUCUGGCUGCCCGUCAGCUUCCGAACUGUCGUCUAUCUGGUCAUUCGUGCUAGAGUUGCCUUCUGCCGCAGCCAUGAGUGAAUCUGCUUGCGAGCAGGAAAUGGGAUUAAUGAGCAUCGCCGAAAACAGCACUGGAAGUGCUUGGAGCCCCCAAGAAAAUAACAACAGAGAGAAUGCAUCUGAGACAUUGGAAGUCAAUGACGUCAGUCCCAUGGAUAAGUCUGAUAGUUUAGUUGGUUCCUCUGCAGUGCCUCCAAUUAACGCAGCUCCUCCGGCUGUUGGUCAGAUGACUGGAUCUGCAAAUUCAAUAUUGCCCAAGUUAAACUGUCACGGAAGCCCUGGGCUCUGUGACGAUGAUGACCUUUAUGGCGAUUUUGAUAUGGAUGAAAUGGAUCUGAAUCUUGAAAAUUAUGACGAACUAUUUGGUGUAUCUCUGAAUCACUCUGAAGAGCUUUUCAAAAAUGGCGGGAUUGACAGUUUGUUUGGAGGAAAGUACAUGUCCAGGGCUCAAGAAUUAAUUGCCGCCGAGGGAUCGUCAAUUGGACGAGUAAAUGCAUUGCAGCAGCCAGCAUGCAGUACCGCGGCAUCUGCGGAUUCUGUAAUGAGUACAAAAACUGAACCAAUUGUUUCUUUUGUGCCAAAGCAAGCACAAUCAAACCUUUCAUUUUCGGGUGUCACCGGAGAGAGUAGUCAGGGAGAUUGUCAAGAUUGUGGGGCUUCCUCGAUGCUACUCAUGGGAGAGCCUCCAUGGUGUCCUCCAGGCCCUGAGAGCUCCUUCCAAUCUGCUAACCGAAGUAAUGCUGUUAUGCGUUACAAAGAAAAGAAGAAAGCGCGCAAGUUUGAGAAAAGAGUGAGGUAUGCUUCUCGCAAAGCAAGAGCAGAUGUAAGAAAACGUGUGAAAGGGCGGUUUAUUAAAGCUGGCGAAGCUUAUGAUUAUGACCCUUUGAACCAGACCAGAACCAGAAGCUACUGAACUAGCUAUUUGAUUGUGUGAAAGGAGCGUCAGCUCAUUGGGAAAGAAGGGUGGUUACUAAAAGAACGAAGAAAACAGGUUCAGAUGCUUCACCAAUAUAUAAGUUGAGAAGCCUAUUUCUGAUUCUACAUUGCCACCAUAAAGGAUGGACAGAUGAUGACAUUGUAUAGAUUGCCCUUGCCUUGAAGCUAUGAGAUUCAUUUCCUUUUAUAUUAAUCUGGGGCAAAGUUCAUCUGGCUAAAUCAUUCUCAGGAGGAAACAUAUUGGUCUUCCAUCAUAUUACUGUUGAUAAAAUCCCAGUUGUUAUAUUUUUUUUGUCCUGCUCUGAUGACCUCUUUAAAGUGGCUACCAUAGCAUUUUCGGUGGCGAACUUGUAGCCUGCUGGUGGGUAGAAAAGCCAGCAAUUGUAGACUUUCUUUUUUGUUCAUUUGACAUGCACAGGAUCGUAUGUAUGAAGUCGAGAGUUAUGAGAUCGGGCCUAAAAACAGUACUGUGUACUCUGAAGUUGUAAAUUUCUCAUAUGUUCUGUUCAUUUCACAUAAGCACAAUUUAUAAAUUGUACUUGGUUGUA